Molecule: messenger RNA, 979 nt
Organism: Amphibalanus amphitrite
Lineage: Eukaryota; Metazoa; Arthropoda; Thecostraca; Balanomorpha; Balanidae
Product: neurogenin-3-like
Exons: 2
Coding region: 93-857 (254 amino acids)
Molecular function (GO): protein dimerization activity
Source: RefSeq, a predicted model, not a curated record
AUGGAGACGCGUGGGACGCGGCGUGGGACCGUAGUUUGUGGAUUGGCGGGUGUGGUGGAGCUGUGUACAGGGACGGUGAGGAUCUCGGUGAGAUGACAUCACUUCCACCCUCCAUCACCACGACAGACUCGUGCUCCUCAGCCGGCGACGGUGGCAGUCCGGACAUCCCGCGAAGGAAGCGGUCUUCCAAACCCCGCACGCGCGCCCGCAGUCCCACCCAGCUUGUCCGACUACGCCGGCUGAGGCGUGCCAAGGCGAACGACCGCGAGCGCAACCGCAUGCACAUGCUGAACCACGCGCUGGAGAAGCUUCGCACCGUGCUGCCCGCCUUUCCUGAGGAGACACGUCUGACGAAGAUUGAGACCCUUCGCUUCGCCAACAGUUAUAUCGUGGCUCUAGCUCGUACUCUGGAAUCGGCCGGCGGUGGUGGCGGUGAUGACGGUGGCGCCGGAGGGGGAGUCCGUGACGCGGAUGGCAGUGUGCUGCUUGCGGUGGGUAACGUGACCGUGCGCCUGGGACGGGAUGGAAACACCGUGAGUGCCCAGCCGGCAGCACUGAUGUCGGAUACUGGAAUGUUUGGAGGUCCGGCCACGCCGGUCCCAGUGAAAACAGAGCCCAGCUACUCCCCACAGAACGUCCUGUACCCGUGCUACGAGCCUCCGACACCCGCGGCGUAUGCGGGUCACGUGACCGCCGCGGGCGGUUUCGGGUCAUGGCCGGCGGCGAUGGAUUUUGGACGGUCAGCCAAUCAUCAGGCUGUGUUUGAUGGUGGCCACGCCCACUCGCUGAUGCCUACCACGUGCUAUGCGGGCGAUGGGCACCUUCAGCCGGACUAUGGGUGUGGGUUCAUGUUGUGAUUGUCACGUGGUGUCUGCAAAGUGUCUUGUCUGGGGCUGAGAGUCAACAUUCGAGCGCGUCAUAUGCCUUGAGCCGUUAAAGGAAGCAGUCUUGCCAAUUUAGUCAAUUAUUUUUUGUUGUA